Molecule: messenger RNA, 829 nt
Organism: Paraglomus occultum
Lineage: Eukaryota; Fungi; Glomeromycota; Glomeromycetes; Paraglomerales; Paraglomeraceae
Source: the annotation of a GenBank genome assembly
AUGUUUAUACUAUGUCUACCGCAACGCUCAAGAGCAUCAUCGCAGUAUUUACCGAAAGAAUGUCUUGAUGGCAUUUUUAUUAAUUUUCAAGACGACAAAGGCACGUUAUUCAAUUGCUUAUUCGUCUGUCGAUACUGGUAUUAUGCAGCAGCCGAAAUUCUAUGGCAACGACCCUUUUCUCCUCCUUUCCGAUCGAAUCCUGUUGCAAUUUGGGAAACUGAUUAUAUCAAGCAGUCUAAGAAAAGAUCAAGAUUGAUACAAGUUUAUGUCUCAUGUCUUGGACUGACGGAGGAAUGGAGGUCAAUGAACUUGCAAUUAGAAGAUUCAAAGAGGCCAUUCUUUAAUUACGUUGCUCUCCUCAGGGAGUUUCACUUGCAAGGAUUAUAUAAUUCUGUAAGAGAAUGGGUAGAUUACUAUCAAUUUGCAAAGGUAAUGGAAGACAAUGGACCUUGCAAAGGCCGACCUAAAUUCCGUUGUCUAAUGAAACGCUUAAUAGUUGGCGAGUCGAAAAAGACUUUUCGAGUCCCGAGCACGUGCACUGAUUUCUCUGUCGUAGAAAAAGUUGUUCCAUUGCUGUGUAAGAAAAUUCUGGAUCAUUCUCAAGCUCUUAGAGUCCUCUCUCUUGAUAUUGACAGAUUUAGCAGAUGCCUAGAACUUUAUGAAAACGUUCAACAUCAUAUUCCCUUAGAGUCGCUGUCAAAAAUAACAAGCUUUGAAUGGACGGUCAAUAGACCCGCCGCAUCAACAUUCGUACGGUUAGCAGAGACAACUCAGAAUCUGAAGACUGUAAAAAUAUGGCGAUUGACAACUUACUGGUCUAAACAUGCCG